UCGAAAUUACUUAAGGUCUAGAUUUGUAUUCAAGUAUUUUGUGUUAGUUCUUAAGAAUAACCUUGGGUUUUAUAUACUGCAAAAAUUACCUCCAUUAAAUAAGAUGCCCAAAUUAAUAUUUAAGAAACAAUCGAGGAAAUAAUUAGACUCAAUUGUGGUGGACAACCUAAAUGCAGAAAAAAUAAAGUAUGGAAGGAAAUUCCGUCAAGUACAAGCAGAUAAGUUGAACCGAAGGUUUCCUCUUUGCACAAAAUGAAGAAUCCGUAUUUUUCCUUGUUUUCCUGUUUUUCGCUUUCGAGUGUUAUUGCAUUUUAUUUCACUUCAUGAUAAGCCAGUAGAUGACUCUAUACAGGCAUAGCGGCUUAUUUAAUAGGCAGGGAUUAGAUACGGUUUAUGAAGACUACUUUGUUUUGUUGUUGAGCUCGCCGCUGUUGACAACACGUCAGUUCAUUGACACACAGAGAACAAACAAAAACGUAGGGCGCUCGCGGCCGAUCAUUUGGCAAUACAGCUGUAUUUCUCGCAGUUUCAUGAUGUUUAUGUUAAGAAAGAGAAAGUAUACCCUGUCGCAAACUCUGUUGGAUGGUAGGCAGUGUCACUUAAGAAAUCCGCAGCUGUAGCAAAGAGAGACUGCUCAUAUCCUACAAGUCAGUAGGAAACACGUUUUGCCAAUGUCUCGACAAUCUUCAAACAUUACUUAAAUAUGUCGACUUCAACACAGUCGAACCCAGUAUUUUCCACGGACAGCAAGACUCCGCGGCGCCUUCAGCGCCAAGUAUCUUUCUCCGGAGUCGCCAGCAAAUUGAUGGAUGCCAAGAGCGAGUCUUCCAGGAAGUUAAGCCGAGAAAUCAACAAAAUGGCCAGAGUACAGGAAGAGAAGGAACGCCAGCAAAUGAGAGAGAAAGAAGUGGCGAAAGAGAAGGAGAAGAAGAAGAAAGAGGAGGAGUUUGAUCGGUCCGUUAUUACCCGUAAGCUGUCAAUCUUCGGCUCGUAUCGUAGAAUGUCGUUCCGCAUAAAAGACACAAUGUCGGAGGAGGUGAGUAAUGGCUGAGCAGCGCGCACCGUCCUCC
Molecule: messenger RNA, 1070 nt
Organism: Orbicella faveolata
Lineage: Eukaryota; Metazoa; Cnidaria; Anthozoa; Scleractinia; Merulinidae
Source: RefSeq, a predicted model, not a curated record